Messenger RNA from Callorhinus ursinus (northern fur seal), 3189 nucleotides. It is a transcript of the gene GABRA1, whose product is annotated as gamma-aminobutyric acid type A receptor subunit alpha1. Gene Ontology annotation, biological process: monoatomic ion transmembrane transport; gamma-aminobutyric acid signaling pathway; chloride transport. The record is from RefSeq and is a predicted model, not a curated record. Lineage: Eukaryota; Metazoa; Chordata; Mammalia; Carnivora; Otariidae. Gene Ontology annotation, cellular component: membrane. Gene Ontology annotation, molecular function: GABA-A receptor activity; extracellular ligand-gated monoatomic ion channel activity.
GAAAGCUUGCAGCAGAUUGUAGAAGGAUUUGACUCCGCAGCCAGAGAGAAGGGGAUUAGGGCCAGAGCGGUGCAAGUUAAAUUGUGCUGCAUAUAAAAAAUGGGCGGAUUGGUCUCCAGAUCCAGAGGCUGGUACCACCUUCCUUUCUAAAAUAAAAUCUCUCUGGCAUGAAGUCACCGCCUAUUUCACAUCCGGUUUGCCCUGGGACGUAUUACUACUGUCUUGGUAAAGAGAAAUCUUUUGUUGUAUAGCUGCAGAUCGGAUACUGGGAAGCAAAUUUGGGUGUGAAAUCUUCAGCAAAGGAGCACGCAGAGUCCAUGAUGGCUCAGACCGAGUGAGUGAGAGGCAGAGCAAGGACGCCCCUCUGCUCCCGGCGCGCCCGGACUCGCGGACUCGCGCUGGCUCCAGGCUCUCCGCGAUUUUCUCUCGCACACUUUUCCCGGGUCUUGAGCGAUCCUGUGCCCAGAGGGGGCCCGAGCUGCACAAGCCCGCGAUGAAGAAAAGUCCGGGUCUCUCUGACUAUCUUUGGGCCUGGACCCUCCUUCUGAGCACAUUGACUGGAAGAAGCUAUGGACAACCCUCAUUACAAGAUGAACUUAAAGACAACACCACUGUCUUCACCAGGAUUUUGGACCGACUCCUAGAUGGUUAUGACAAUCGUCUGAGACCAGGAUUGGGAGAGCGUGUAACUGAAGUGAAGACCGACAUCUUCGUCACCAGUUUUGGACCUGUUUCAGACCAUGAUAUGGAAUAUACAAUAGAUGUAUUUUUCCGUCAAAGCUGGAAGGAUGAAAGAUUAAAAUUUAAAGGACCCAUGACAGUUCUCCGGUUGAAUAACCUAAUGGCAAGUAAGAUCUGGACUCCAGAUACCUUUUUUCACAAUGGAAAGAAGUCAGUGGCACACAACAUGACCAUGCCAAACAAACUCCUGAGGAUCACAGAGGAUGGCACCUUGUUGUACACCAUGAGGCUGACGGUGAGAGCUGAGUGUCCAAUGCAUUUGGAGGACUUCCCUAUGGAUGCACAUGCCUGUCCACUAAAAUUUGGAAGCUAUGCCUACACCAGAGCAGAAGUUGUUUAUGAGUGGACAAGAGAGCCAGCACGCUCAGUGGUUGUAGCGGAAGAUGGAUCACGCCUAAACCAGUAUGAUCUUCUUGGGCAAACAGUAGAUUCUGGAAUUGUUCAAUCUAGUACAGGAGAAUAUGUUGUUAUGACCACUCAUUUCCACCUGAAGAGAAAGAUUGGCUAUUUUGUUAUUCAAACAUACCUGCCAUGCAUAAUGACAGUCAUUCUCUCCCAAGUCUCGUUCUGGCUCAACAGAGAGUCUGUACCAGCGAGGACUGUCUUUGGAGUAACAACUGUGCUCACUAUGACAACUUUGAGCAUCAGUGCCAGAAAUUCUCUUCCUAAGGUGGCUUACGCCACUGCUAUGGAUUGGUUCAUUGCAGUGUGCUACGCCUUUGUGUUCUCAGCUCUGAUCGAGUUUGCCACGGUCAAUUAUUUCACCAAGAGAGGUUAUGCAUGGGAUGGCAAAAGUGUGGUUCCAGAAAAGCCAAAGAAAGUGAAGGAUCCUCUCAUUAAGAAAAACAAUACUUAUGCACCAACAGCAACCAGCUACACCCCCAAUUUGGCCAGGGGUGACCCCGGCUUAGCCACGAUUGCUAAAAGUGCAACCAUAGAACCAAAAGAAGUCAAGCCGGAAACAAAACCACCAGAACCCAAGAAAACCUUUAACAGUGUCAGCAAAAUUGACCGACUGUCAAGAAUAGCUUUCCCGCUGCUAUUUGGAAUCUUUAACUUGGUCUAUUGGGCUACAUAUUUAAACAGAGAGCCUCAGCUAAAAGCCCCCACCCCACAUCAAUAGGUCCUUUCAUUCACAUUCUGUUGUUCAGUCCUCCGCACUGGGAAUUGCUUUCUGUUCUCAACGCAGUGAUUUCUACCUGCUUUAUUGCCUCUGUCUUAAAGAAUUUGAAGGUUUCCUUAUUCCAUAAUUCAUACAAGAACAACAGACCCCUGUCCAGCAGUCCAGAGCAAAGCAGAGCAUACAGCUGAGAGACAGGAUUCUGAGAGAGGAAGCAAGAGAGAAAAGUCACGACAGAAGGAGACAGAAUGAAAGAGAGGAAAGGUUGGGGGAGUAGGUCCAGGCUAUGAAGAAAAGUAGAAGGAAAAUAAAACUUUUAACUCUAUAACUCCCAGGUCAUUUGUAGAUAUAUAUUUCCAAAUAUUCUAAAAAAAAGAUACUGUAUAUGUCAAAAAUAUUUUUAUGUGGAGGUGUUUCAAGGAAUAAAUUAUAAAUGUUUAUUGAAAGAAAUUUUAAAAAUCUAUGUCUUUAUUGCGCAGACUGCAGUGUACUUUACAUUUUGUUUUGUUUUUUAAACUGAUGUAUAGCUUUAACGCUUUGUUUCCAAAGCUUAAGAUCCCCAUUUUUUUCUCCGUUUAAAAAUGGCUAAUGCAUUAUUCUGUUUUUAAAGGAUAUUUUAAAAUUCAUGGAAAUUGCAUAGGCAAACGUGCAGUUCCUUACCGUUAAGCACAUUUAAUCCAAAAGAGAGAAAUGCUUUAAAUAGGUUACUUCACCAUCAUCUGAGCUUUUAUCACUAGAUUCAAUGAGGAAUCAUUUUAACAGAGACAUACACUCAAUAAAAACUAAAUACUAAAAAAAAAAAACAAUUAAAAAAUAUUCCCUUUGCCACCCUGUCUAUAUCCAGAUAGCACAUGGGUCCAAUAAUCACUUGAUUCUCAUUAUGAAAAGAUGUUUUUAGAGGGGCAAACAUAUUUUGCAAGCUCUAGAAUUGUUGAAUGUAUUAUUUUAUAUAACAGUACAUUAAAAGCUUUAGAUUGAAAUUUAUGACUAGUAAGCAAAUAUAGAAUAUAGAAAUUAUGUAUGUAAAUAUACGGCAUGAGAUUGUACAUUUUUUACUUUUUUAAAGUUGUGUUCUUAAAAUAUUGUGUAGGACUCACCGCUCUUAGCUGUUAGAAUGUUGUAAAGUGCUAUGGAAAUACCUUAGAGCCUGCAUUAAAAACAGAACAGCCUGUGGGAAUCAGAUGGAAUUUAAAAUAGACGGGUAUAAAUUCUGCUUAUAUAGAGAAAGCUUAUAAUUUCAAACUAUCGUCCGGUGUACAGUAGUAAAUCACUUGCUCUCUGCUCAAGUCAUGCCAGAUUUCCCUAUUUGAGGCUCUUGUAAAAUACAA